AUGGCAGUUAAAAUAUGUCAGAGUAACAUGUCAUGUGACAACAAAAGUGAAGAACAACAAUCGAAAACUAAAUAUAAUAAAUACGCAAGGACAUGUAUCAAGACUUGGAAAACAAUUUAUUGCAUUCUAACUGAUAAUGUUAAUAGAUGGCGUUUAGUCCGUGGAAUAUUUAGUUAUUUUGCUGGUAUCUUGUCAGCUCUAUUUUUUUGGCAAAUAUUCAUCAUAAAUUUGAAUUUUUUAGGUCCCGGUUUUACAUUUAGUAAACGAAUUCGUUGCAUAAUUUGCCUCAUAUAUUUAGGUUGUCUUGGAAAAUCUGGACGAAGUUAUUUGAGAGCAUUAUUUUUCGCCUUAGUUAUUUCAGGUCCAAUAACUAAUAUGGUUUUGAAUACUAAAGAAGUAGUUCGAGUAUUCGCAUGUGCUACUAUUCUCACUUAUAAUUUAACAAAAACACGUUUUGAUUUAAUGACAAAACCAUUUACGAAAGCUGUCAUUCUAAUGAAAGAUGACAUGCAUCAAAUAAAAGAUUCAUUGAAUGAAAUUGAAUCAAUUAUAGAACCGAUACGUUCAGAAAUUGAAGAUGAAGAAAUUUUAGAGAAUUUCAUGAAUAAAACUGUAAAUAAAAGGCAAACUUACAUUGAAGGCGAUCAAAUGAAGGACGACGAUGAAAUAGAAAUUGCCAUUAAAUAUCAAAAAAUGUAUGAAGAAAAAUUUCGUCGGCGAUGUGAAAUGCAAUUUGAGAAAGGAAAAAAUAAAUGUAUUGAAGCUUUUGCACAAAUGUAUGAUAAAUGCAUGGAAAUGAUGCCAAUUGUUGUCAAUUAUUUAUUAUGUUGGCCAAUGAAAAUCGAUUUAAUGUGCCAUAUGUCACUUGGUACCAGUGAAAUAUGUGAUCCUAAAGAUGCAAUAAAUUCGACUUUUGGUGAAACAUAUUCGAAAGUAAAAGAAAUCGGAGAACAAUUUUCAAAAAAUAUUACAAAUGUUAAAGUUAAUUAUACUGUCAUUAAUCCAAAGAAUAUUCCUGGUGUAAUCUCAGCCCAAGAGACCGGAGAACGAGUUGUUAAAAGUUUUAAUGCAAAAAUUAAAUUAUUUGAAUUUUGCAUAGAAAUUAUCAAUAGAAUUUUAGCCUUUAUAUUCGUGAGACUAGUUAUAAAUUCCUAUAAAUAUAAUAAAAUGUAUUUGAAGAAUAUUGAUUUCGAUAAUCUUUAUAUUACAAAUUAUUUCAAGAAAAUUGAUGAGAGAAGGAAGACCCGAAAUAAUCACACUCUACUACCAUUAAAAAAGUUCGAAAGAAAUCUAAUAAUUGAUCCAGAAGAUCAUUCAACUAAGACUAAAGCUGAAAAAUCUAGAUUUUUUAUAAAUUUAUUAAAAUUUUUAUUAGAAUUAUCAACUGUUAUUGUAUUUCUCUUACUAGAUUAUAUUUUUUAUUAUAUGCUAAAUUUGAUUCGGAAACAUUCAAAAAUUACAUACCAUCAAAGUGGUUCACAUAAUUUAAAUUUUCAUAUUAAUGGAACCGGUCUCAUAGCAAAAUUAUUGCGUUCUUCAUUAUUGGCAUUCAAUACAAAUGAAAGUAUUUCAACGUUCUUAAGUAAUGAACCGUGCCUACCGAAGCCUUACAGAUUAGAAAAAAUGUUUUAUACCAAAUUUUGGGGCUUAGUUAUUUUAAUAAUCAUUUUAAUCUACCAUGAGAUUCCAUUGAUGAGAACAAGACGUUUAAUUUGUUGUUAUUUUUAUCCGAAACGUGAGAAGAAACGAAUUUUACAUUUAUACAAUUCAAUGUUGAAACGAAGACGAAUAAUUUUGGGAAGUAUGAGAAAUGAAUUGCUUGAAAAAUGUCAAAAAUAUCUUCGAUUGAAAUUUCCAAAGCAAUUCACCUGGCUAAUGUAUUUCAAGUAUGCACGUAGAAAAUGUCUGAUUUGUAAUGAAAUGGAACAAAAUAUUAAUUUAUUGAAAAGGAAUUCAAAGAAUUUGAAAAAUUUUGAAACUAGUAUUGGAACUUAUCAUAUCCUAACAACUGGUAUAAUUGAAUGUCCAACAAAAAAUUGUAAUGUAAUUCAUUGUAAGGAAUGUUGGAGAGAUAUAGGUGAAAUAUGUUUGGCAUGUUCAAAGCAAUCUGCCUGA
This is a messenger RNA of Condylostylus longicornis, 2115 nucleotides long. RefSeq names its product protein sneaky (gene snky). The coding region runs from base 1 to 2115 and encodes 704 amino acids. Gene Ontology annotation, cellular component: membrane. NCBI's taxonomy places the organism in Eukaryota, Metazoa, Arthropoda, Insecta, Diptera, Dolichopodidae. The record is from RefSeq and is a predicted model, not a curated record. The transcript is spliced from 9 exons.